UUGAGUCGAACCACGAACCAUAUGUUCGCCUUACUGGCAGUCAUAAUUUUGUCGGCAAGCGUCGCCUGUCAUUCAUGCUUGACAACUCCAGAUGAACAGUUUCUCAUAGGGUCCGGGAUCUAUGACAUUACAGGCCCGGCGGCCGACGUCACUAUGAUGGGAUAUGGAAGGUUUUUCCAGAAGACGUCUGGGAUUAGCAUGCGUCUGUAUGCGAGGGCAUUCGUGAUUGCAAAAGAAGACCGAAGAGUCGCAUUUGUGUCCGCGGACCUUUGUUUCAUUACGCAGGUAGUCAAAGAGGCGGUGGUGGAAAAACUGAAGAAAGAGUAUGGAAGUCUGUAUGGGGAAAAUAAUGUGAUGUUGGCAGCUACUCAUACACAUUCGGGUCCAGGCGGCUAUUCGCAUCAUUCUUUGUACCAAAUGUCGACGUUGGGUUUUUGCAAGAAGAACUUUGACGUUAUCGUCGAUGGGAUUGUCGAAUCGGUGCGAAGGGCGCACGACAGCUUGGGUCCUGGAACUAUAGCCAUUCAAAAGGGAAACGUUGAAGGCGUAAACGCGAACCGGUCUCCCGCCUCGUAUUGUGCUAAUCCGGAAUCAGAAAGAGCUCAGUACAAGGACAACGUUGAUAAGGAGAUGGUGUUCUUGAAGUUUACUCAGCUUUCAGAGGGAUCCAAGGGGAAGGAGAUUGGCAUGAUUUCGUGGUUUCCCGUACACGGGACUAGUUUAAACAAUACCAACACAUUGAUUUCCGGAGAUAAUAAGGGAUACGCAUCUUAUUUGAUGGAGAGGGAUCGAAAUCAGGGUGCAUUACCAGGAAAGGGGCCCUUUGUGGCUGCCUACGCUCAAUGCGCCGAAGGUGACGUGACGCCCAAUGUCAAAGGUGCUUUCUGCUCGAACGGAGAAGCUUGCGACGAAAUCACGUCUGCUUGUCCCUGGCCCAGUCGUCCAUGUCGAGGAGUUGGUCCGAGCGAAGAUCAAUUUGAAAAUUGUCGUAUUAUUGGAUAUGAACAAUAUUUACAGGCAAAACGACACUACGAUUCUGCCAACAACUUUUUGAGUGGGCCUGUGAGGUAUUCUCACAUCUGGGUCGACAUGGAAAACGUAACUGUUCCUCCUGAGUUUAGCGGCGUCCACUCCACAGUACAUACGUGUCGAUCGGCCCUUGGAGAUUCUUUCGGUGCUGGCACGACGGACGGAGCGGGCAUUUUCAAUUUCGUCCAGGGGACUAAUGAUACUCAUACAAAUGCUUACUGGAAUUGGCUUUUUUCGAAAAUUCUUGACGCUUCUCCCAGCGAAGAAGAUGUGUCUUGUCACUAUCCAAAGCCGAUUCUUUUGUUCACUUCUAAGCUAACUAAUCCUUCCAAAUGCACUCAGAAUAUACUGCCCUUACAGGUGUUCAAUAUAGGGCAAGUGUGGAUCGCCGCGGUUCCAGCUGAGCUGACUACGAUGGCGGGAAGACGCCUUAGUAAAUCUAUCUUUAAGGCACUAAGAGACGCUGGAUCGAUCAACGAUCGAUCUACUGUCAUCAUUACUUGCGUCGCCAAUUCCUAUUCUCAUUAUGUGACUACUCGUGAAGAGUACUCUAUUCAGAGAUACGAGGGUUCGUCUGUUUUGUUCGGGCCCUUCACCCUCAACGCCUAUCAAUUCCUCUACUACCAGCUUGUCUAUAGACUCUCCAAGGGCCUCAGACCGCCUCGGUCGGCUUCUCCAGAGAAGCCCCCUUAUCGGACUUUCCCCGUUAUCGAUUACCGGCUGUCUGAUUCCGUUCCGCAGGGACUAAGGUUCGGAUCCGUUCAUCUUGACGCGAAAGGGUCUUAUCGACGUGGAGAGACUGUCUCCGUUUCUUUCUGGUCGUCUCACCCUAGCAACAACCUUCGCACGGACGACACAUUUCUUGUCGUUGAGAGACUUCUUGAAAACUCGACUUGGUCCGUCCAAUUCAACGAUGCCUGUCCUGAGACUAGAUACAUCUGGGAGCGCGUUGGCAUUCGCUAUUCGCUUGUCACUAUCGAGUGGGACAUUCCUCACGACGCGCCGCGCGGGCAUUUAUCAGAUCCGGCAUUUUGGAGACAUUAACGAGGGCACAACCUCAGACAUUCGAGGGCGUCUCCGCCCGUUUUGUCGUUACACUGAAUAAUAAAGUACUCGAAGGUUGUUGACGCGUAUCGA
Schistocerca gregaria is the source of this 2166-nucleotide messenger RNA. RefSeq names its product neutral ceramidase-like. Gene Ontology annotation, molecular function: N-acylsphingosine amidohydrolase activity. Bases 22 to 2073 code for a protein of 683 amino acids. The transcript is spliced from 2 exons. The record is from RefSeq and is a predicted model, not a curated record. Gene Ontology annotation, biological process: sphingosine biosynthetic process; long-chain fatty acid biosynthetic process; ceramide catabolic process. Lineage: Eukaryota; Metazoa; Arthropoda; Insecta; Orthoptera; Acrididae. Gene Ontology annotation, cellular component: extracellular region.